Messenger RNA from Daphnia magna, 2152 nucleotides. Its product is annotated as fatty acid amide hydrolase 1. The transcript is spliced from 14 exons. Gene Ontology annotation, molecular function: fatty acid amide hydrolase activity; amidase activity. Gene Ontology annotation, biological process: fatty acid catabolic process. The coding region runs from base 157 to 1929 and encodes 590 amino acids. NCBI's taxonomy places the organism in Eukaryota, Metazoa, Arthropoda, Branchiopoda, Diplostraca, Daphniidae. The record is from RefSeq and is a predicted model, not a curated record.
CGCGUUGCUCAGCUGUUCACGGAAGUCUCUGCUGUCAUUGGUGCCAGAAAAUUUGAAAGUCGCAAAAAAUCAUAUUGCGCCUAGGCCUAGUAAUAGUUCUCUUGCUUAUUUUGUCUUUUGUCGGUUCUAUUUCGUCGGUCGCUCGAGAAUUUAUCCAUGCAGUUUGAUGAUAGUGCAAAAUGGCUAUGGGAGUCCAAUAUGGUGUUGAUGUUGGUUGGACUUGUUCUAAUUUACCUAACUUUCACAAUUAUGGAGUACACAACAAAGAGGAGACUUAUGAAGCAAAAAAUUAGCUACAAACUGGAUCAAGCAAAAAAAAAUCUAGCCAAGUUAGAAGAGGAACUUGAUAACAAUGAAAAUUCAGUCAUUGCCAAACGCAAGCAUAUAGUUGAGUUUCCCAUAGAGGAUUUGCUGAAAAAACUUCAAGCUGGAGAAUUGAACUGCAUUGAAGUACUUAAAGCAUAUCAGGCUAAGGCCCUAGAUGUGACAAAAGAAUUGAACUGUGUGACAGAAUUCAUUGCAGAAGCUGAGGAAUGGGCUAAGGAAUUGGAUGCUAAUGCUGCUGCCACAGGGAAGAGAAAGCCACUUCAUGGUCUUCCUUUUAGCGUCAAAGAUAACGUCAGUAUUGUUGGUUAUGAUUGCACCGCUGGAAUUUCGAAAUUUAUCAACCAAUCUGCCAUCGAAGAUGCUGCCUUGGUUUCUGCAAUCAGAAGCCUCGGUGCAAUACCAUUCUGCAGAACGAACGUCCCCCAAACAUUGUUGAGCUUUGGAUGUAGUAAUCCAAUAUGGGGUUCCACGAAAAAUCCGUGGUGUAAAGAUCGGACGCCGGGAGGCUCCUCUGGUGGAGAAGCUACUUUGGUUGCUGCUGGAGGUUCACUGCUUGGAAUCGGUAGUGAUAUUGGAGGAAGUAUUCGUAUUCCAGCAGCUUUUUGCGGAGUUUUUUCCAUCAAGCCAACUAGUUUAAGACUCAGCUACAAAGGAUUCAGGAAAUCUGCUGUCGGUUGUAUUGGAAUUCCUUCUGUACCUGGAAUAUUGGCACGAGAUUCCAAAACUGUGAUUUUGCUCUGCAAACUGCUGCUUGACGAUGGUUACAUUCGAAGAUACUUUGAUCCCGAUCUGCUACCAAUACCCUGGAACGAACAAAUGUUUACCGUUUCGAGUAAGUUGCGAAUAGGCUAUUAUGAAGAAUGCGACUACUUUCCCUGCACGCCUGGCGUCCGUCGCGCCAUCAGGAUAGCUAAGGAAAAAUUGGAGGCGUUAGGACAUGAAUUGAUUCCGUUUUUGCCACCGCGAGUUGACUAUGUUAUUAGUUCAGUCAUUAGCAUGUUUUACGCGGAUCAAGGAAGAUACGUUUUGGAAGCGCUCUCAGUUGACGACAUCGAUCCAUUACUCGCCUUACAAAUUAAAAUUGCUCUGAAGCUACCGCAUCCUGUAAAACAAAUGAUUCGACCGUUACUCUCUUUGAUCGCCCCUCGUCUCGCACCCUGCUUCAUGGCUGCUGCGGGCCACCAAUAUCGACACUCGUACCAAUUGUGGCAGGGGGUCUUGAAACAAAGCGAGUAUAAAGCGAAUUUCCUCUCCGAUUGGCGGAACUUGAACUUGGAUAUCUGCAUCGGUCCAUGCUUUGCUUGUCCAGCUCCAUUAGCCAAAGACACGGGCCGGCUUUCACCCGCGUUUGCCUAUGCUUGUCUUUACAACUUUUUGGAUUUUCCUGCUGGCAUCGUACCGGUCACGAAAGAAACGGAACAAGACCAACUGAUGCUGUUGAAUGGCGGUUACGAUUUUAGAGACUUGGUCUGCAAACUGGUGAAAAAGACUACCCAAGGAGCUAUCGGUUUGCCAAUACCAGUACAAGUCAUUGGACUUCCUUAUCAAGAAGAAGUCGUACUUCGUGCAAUGAACCUUCUCGAGUCCGCGAUUCAAAAUUGAAUUGUCUUCCAAAAUUUAUUCCGGGACUUAAGUGCCGUAUUUUACCGUCCACGUAACGCACAACAAAACCCAUAUUCUUUCUUGUUGCUCACAAAUAUUCAAUUGGUUUCAAUUUAGUGAAAUGUAUUCAAACUAAAACCAGAAGGAUUUGACAGAAAUUUUAGUCGAAGAAACGUAGUUGCAAUCAAAUACACUAGAUGGCCUUUACGCCAAUAAAAGCCAA